This is a messenger RNA of Plasmodium berghei ANKA, 942 nucleotides long. Its product is annotated as BIR protein. The transcript has 3 exons. NCBI's taxonomy places the organism in Eukaryota, Apicomplexa, Aconoidasida, Haemosporida, Plasmodiidae. The coding region runs from base 1 to 942 and encodes 313 amino acids. The record is from RefSeq and is a predicted model, not a curated record.
AUGAAUGAUGAUCUAUGUUCAAGCUUUGUUGUUUUGAGAUAUUAUAUACCCGAAGAAUUAACCGAUACUGCAAAACGCAAUUUUCAUAAUGAUUCGGAUUUCAAAAAGUACUGCCCCAAUGAAAACUGCAAUACUGAUCUCGAAAAAAUUACGAUUGGAUUUUUAUGGUUACUUGGACAAUAUUUUACUAAAUACCCAAAUAAAGGUCAUAAUGUAAAUGAUAUUAAACCAUUUUUUCUAUAUAUUAUUUUAUGGUUAAGUUACAAAUUAAAUCAAAACCAGGAGCACAAAACUACCCAAAUAAAUGAUUUUUAUACUGAACAUGUAAUAAAUAAUGAUAAGUAUAGUAAUUUUAUAAAUGAUUCCAGUAAAUUUACAAAUCUUAAUGAAUUCAUAGGUGGACAAAAAGAUUUGUUGAAGAUUAAUAUUAAAGAUCUUUCUAAAUUUUAUAAUGCAUCCAAAUUAAUAUGUAGUAUGUAUGGUAAUGUUGCAACAAAUACAAAUGACGCCACCCUGUCAAAUAAUGCUACUAGUUUUGUUAACAAAUAUACAGAGCUAAACAAUAUAUAUAAUAAUGAAGGUGUCCCACAUAGUCAAAUAUUGUCUGCUUUAUCAACUGAUUAUAAUAAUUUAAAAAAUAAAUGUAAAAAUUGUCCAUCCCUUCCAGAGAUAAGUACACCACAAAUUACUAUAAAAGAUCCUAAACAAACUACUGUAAUAAGAUAUGAAAAUAAUUUUGAACAAAUUUCUGCACAAACACCUAGAGUUACAUCAAGUUCGCCGAUAGGAAACAAAUUAUUUACAGUUUUAUCGAUAUUUGGUGCAAUAGCAUUUUUUUUAGGAAUCUUCUAUAAGUAUUCGUUAUUUGGAUUUCGGAAACGAGCUCAAAAACAAUAUUUAAGAGAAAAAAUAAAAAAUAUAAAGAAGAGAAUGAAUCAUUAA